CAUUUUGAGGAGGAACACAGAGCCCUGCCCGCCGCAGAGCAGGGCGGAGCGGCUGGGCCCGGAGCGCCGCCCCCGCCCGCCAUGGCCGCGCUCAGAGUUUGGACUAUGUGAGAAGCUGCCAAAGGAAUCACUCAUAUUUUAAUUUCUGCUUCGUCAGAUGUUCCUGCCCUGCCCUGUGCCUCCAGGAGUGUGACCCCCCCAGUCCUGGGGCACCCACAGCUGAAGAUGGUGGCCUUUAACUGGAAGGCUCUGGAAAACUUCCCACUGCUGAUGUACAUUUUGGCAGCUAAAACAUUGAUCCUUUGCUUGGCCUUUGCUGGAGUCAAAAUGUACCAGAGCAAGAAAAUUGAGGAGAAACUGAAGAGGGAACGUGAGGAGAAGCUGAAAGCAGAAGCAGAGAAGAAGGAUGAGUGAAGAAUCCCUCAGGUUCCUCAGCUUGCCCAGGAGAUGAAGCUUUCCUGGAACAGAAGGAUGUGUAACCUCAGAGUGACACUUCAGUUAUCUCUGAUUUUCUAUGUACAGCACAGCACCUGAGCCCCUCUAUUUAUGCAAUAAAAAAACUUUGUUUAAAAAAUAAA
Catharus ustulatus (Swainson's thrush) is the source of this 578-nucleotide messenger RNA. It is a transcript of the gene SMIM11, whose product is annotated as small integral membrane protein 11. The transcript has 5 exons. The coding region runs from base 226 to 414 and encodes 62 amino acids. The record is from RefSeq and is a predicted model, not a curated record. NCBI's taxonomy places the organism in Eukaryota, Metazoa, Chordata, Aves, Passeriformes, Turdidae.